AGGUACAAGUUGAAGUAUUUGAAUUGAACUGUCACAGUGUAUGGUUGAAGAUGUCUGGCAGGCCCAGUGCUCCUGUCUAUCAGCCCACAACAGUGGCAUAUGAUGUCCAUGAGGAUGUUGGUAGAGUGUACUUGCGAAACUUUCAGGUGCACAGGAGUGCAGUACAGAGAUAUUUACCUGCAGGGAUAUUCUUUUGUGGUCUCAUGCUUUCUGUGUUGGCAAUAUGCUUUGUGAUAGUGGGUGGCACCCAUGCAGGAUAUGAAGAUAGUACCAGCACUGGUAUAUCUGAUGACUUUCAGAAACAUUCCCACAAUGAUUCUCAAAAUAAAACUUCAGAAACUGAGAAUGGUGAUCACAAAAAUAUGAAUGUUACUACUCAUGAGUCAGAUCGUUCAGAUGGAGAAUCAUCAGCUGGAAAGAGGACUCUGAUUGCAGUGGGAAUUCCCAUGCUAAUCAUUGGUGGCUUGAUGAUGACCUAUGCCUUGUAUAUGCAAGGAUAUCUUAGGAGGUGCUUUCCUGGGAAACAUGGACGUUAUUCAAAGCAGUUAAGCAAAGCUGCUCUUGCUCCUCAGAGUCAAGGGGUGAAGAUACAACAGGGUGCAACUGCAAAUUUCCAAAGGAAUGAAGCUGUGGAGGAUGAAGAGGAGCAAAAGCAACUGAUGGAUGAAUCACAUGGGAAAACUGGGACUGCUGAGAACGCCUUGCCAGGUUUGAAGUUGGACCUGCAGUCCUCUGUUCCUGUUGAAAAUGCCUGAACUGUUGUGGUAGCCUUCCUGUGUGUGCCUUUCAGUUGGAUUGCCUUUUGUCUCCAGGAGUGAAGAUAAGCAGAAACAAGCAGUUUUGGAUUUUUCUGUGGGAUUGGCUCCCUUGGCUGUAUUUGAUGAACUCACACCCUCUCUCAAAUCUUCUUUCGCAAGCAUCGGUGAACUAUGAAGCACACUGUGCAAUUUUCCCAAUGAACGCACAUGAAAUGGGCAUUAGUUGUGAUAUGCUACUGUGUAACUGAUUCAACCAGACUCCUUUAAAAAUUACAUUCCCUAAUAGAUUUUCCAUGCCUGCAGCCUGAGAUUUGUGGCAUGAUGAUCUCAAGAGUUUCUUGAGGUAGCUAUCCUUUCUUGUGCCCUACAGAGAUUGAGACUUUGAAAUUUUCUCCUGUCUGCUUUGUCUAUUAAAAAAAUUUAUCAAAAUUUGACUCUUUAAAGUUCCUGGGUUCUUUCUAAAAAUAUCCUUGGCAUAACUCCUGUGUCUUACCAAAAAGUUUUUCUGCUGCAUACAUG
Darwinula stevensoni is the source of this 1277-nucleotide messenger RNA. The record is from the annotation of a GenBank genome assembly. Lineage: Eukaryota; Metazoa; Arthropoda; Ostracoda; Podocopida; Darwinulidae.